Molecule: messenger RNA, 1716 nt
Organism: Penicillium cosmopolitanum
Lineage: Eukaryota; Fungi; Ascomycota; Eurotiomycetes; Eurotiales; Aspergillaceae
Exons: 5
Coding region: 1-1716 (571 amino acids)
Cellular component (GO): membrane
Molecular function (GO): ATP hydrolysis activity; ATP binding; ABC-type transporter activity
Source: RefSeq, a predicted model, not a curated record
AUGACGCGGAACGAGUCUACAGAAAAUGUUAGUCCCCCGGAGGAGCAGGGAAAUAAUGUUUCCAGUGAGGCAUCAUCCGGGACCGCCAGGGCAUCUCCCAAAUUAGACCGACCAGCGAGUUUCGUACCGAUUCAAAGCGGCAGUUCGGGAACUUCAGAGCGAAAUACCCAAGGUCCACAGCUUGAUGAGGCAUACAUCGCACGUACUCUGUCUCAUCGGAAGAGCCACGCUUCUGGCCAUGAAGGCGCUGAAUGGGAGCAGAUCGAACGAUUGAUCUCACGGAUGUUCGGACAUGAACGCAAGGCAAAUUCCGAAGAAGAGAAAACAAGACACGUCGGGGUGGUAUGGAAAAAUCUUACAGUGAAAGGAUUGGGUCUUGGAGCUGCACUUCAACCGACCGUCGGCGACAUCAUUCUUGGCAUUCCGCGGUCCAUCAAAGGCUUGCUAACACGAGGCACAAAAGGUGCUGGAGGGGGAAAGAAGGAUAUCAGAACAAUUCUGAAUGACUUCACGGGUUGUGUUCGCCCUACCGAGAUGCUUCUUGUCCUUGGCCGUCCCGGAUCAGGAUGUUCAACAUUCUUGAAGGUAAUUGGAAACCAAAGGUCCGGAUAUGAGAGUGUCGAGGGAGAUGUGGAGUAUGGAGGAACUGAUUCCACGGCUAUGGCGAAAAAAUAUCGAUCGGAAGUUCUAUACAACCCUGAGGACGAUCUGCACCACGCCGCGUUGACCGUACGGGACACACUCCUCUUUGCAUUGAAAACACGAACUCCAGACAAACCAUCUCGAGUCCCUGGAGAAACUGAGAAGGAGUACCAAGAAACCUUCCUAUCGGCGAUUGCCAAGCUAUUUUGGAUUGAGCACGCACUGGGGACUCGUGUGGGAAAUCAGCUUAUACGCGGAGUAUCUGGAGGAGAGAAGAAACGAGUGUCCAUAGGAGAAGCCAUGGUUACAAAGGCUAGCACUCAGUGUUGGGACAACUCGACGCGGGGCUUGGAUGCCAGCACAGCAUUAGAAUACGUCCAGAGUUUGAGAAGCUUGACCAAUACGGCAAAUGUAUCAACGCUGGUAGCUCUUUAUCAAGCCUCUGAAAAUUUAUUUAACCUUUUCGACAAAGUUAUACUCAUCGAAGACGGAAAAUGCGCCUUUUUCGGGCGCUCGGAGGAUGCGAAAGGCUAUUUUGAGAACCGAGGAUUCGAGUGCCCACCCCGAUGGACAACCCCCGACUUUUUAACUUCUGUCAGUGAUCCAAAUGCAAGACGCAUCAAGCCUGGAUGGGAGGACAGAAUUCCUCGCUCUCCAGAUGAGUUCCAAGCAGCCUAUCGUGAGAGUGAGAUCUUCAAAGCUACACAAGCCGACAUUGAGGACUUUGAAAAUGAGCUGCGCGACACCAAAGAUGAGAGAGAAGGUGCUAGAGCACAAGUGACAACUAAGAAUUACGCUGUUCCUUUUUGGAAACAAGUCAUGAUUCUCACACAUCGACAGUUUUUGGUCAUGUUUGGGGACAGGGCUGCCCUGAUAGGAAAGUGGGGAAUCGUCGUCUUUCAAGCUCUUAUCGUCGGAAGCUUGUUUUACAAUCUACCGGAUUCGAGCUCUGGCGUGUUCACACGCGGAGGUGUAAUGUUUUUUAUACUGCUGUUUAACUCUCUUCUUGCUUUGGCAGAAAUCACAUCUGCAUUUGAGAGUCGACCCAUAAUGAUGAAACACAAGAGUUUGUGA